Molecule: messenger RNA, 1307 nt
Organism: Hydractinia symbiolongicarpus
Lineage: Eukaryota; Metazoa; Cnidaria; Hydrozoa; Anthoathecata; Hydractiniidae
Product: chymotrypsinogen B-like
Exons: 5
Coding region: 297-1274 (325 amino acids)
Biological process (GO): proteolysis
Molecular function (GO): serine-type endopeptidase activity
Source: RefSeq, a predicted model, not a curated record
UAUUCUCAUGCUGAACGAUAAACAGACGGAUAGGUUCACACUUUUAUAGUCUCUGGCAUGACUCGGCUGGCGUUUAAACCGAAGACCUUCCGCACUGGAAGCCAACGCUAUACCACAAGGCUACCAGUCAGUAGAGGCACACUGAAAUAAAGGACAUUGAGCUAUAUGAGAUAUUGCGUAAAACGUUCUUACAUAAAAGCUGUACAAACAUAAAGAUUCAGCUGCAAGGUCGAAUCGAAUAUAUACUUAUUACGAUGUCAAGUGACUAAGUAUAUCAUAAAAGAUUUCUACGCACCAUGUAUGAAAUACUGAUCUUUAUUUUACUAUCGGUACUAAAUCUCAAUCAGGCAUGCGUGGAUAUCCAUCCUAAAAUUUGCAAAGACUACGUUAGCAAUCCAAGAGUGAAUAUUUGCAAUUACCCGACCCACAAAAAAUGGAUGACAGAACAUUGUAAAAAAUCAUGCAAUUUGUGCCAUCUUUAUACCACGCUACCACCGACGACACUUCCACCACGUACAGUACCACCCAUGACUGGCUGUGGCAAAACAUUCAUUCCGAAAUCAAGAGUUAUUGCUGGCCAAGAUGCUGUUCCUGGAGCAUGGCCUUGGCAGGUUGCCCUGCACGCUAGUGGUAGGUUUAUGUGCGGUGGUUCUUUGGUUGCAGCAAAUUGGAUCGUCACCGCAGCUCACUGUGUUGUAGGAAGGCAAGCUAGACAUUUUACUGUGGUUUUGGGUCUUCACAAUCGUUCACACAAAGCUUUACCUGACGAUACCUACCAAGUCACCAGAGUAAUUGUACAUAGCGGAUAUCGUUAUAAAUCAAACGAUAUCGCUGUCUUAAAGUUGAAAAGACCGGUCAUGAUGAAAAACAACAUACAAAGGGUUUGUCUACCGGAACAAGAUCAACCACCUGUGGACGGAACAACGUGUUACAUAACAGGUUGGGGCAAAACAAAACACCCGGGAGGUGCAUCAACAAUAUUGCAACAAGCUCCAUUAAAUACUGUUAAUGAAACUGCUUGCAAAAAACUCAAUGAAAGGCUGGGAAUACGAAUUACUGAUUCUAUGUUAUGCGCUGGAAAUCAAAUAAGCAAAAAGAGUGGUUGCCAUGGCGAUUCUGGUGGUCCGUUUGUUUGUCAGGCGCAGGACGGCCGUUGGUUUUUGCAUGGCGUUGUGAGUUGGGGAUCACCACAAUGUAAAUCAAAACAUAGUUAUUCUGUGUUUGCGAAAGUAUCAAAAUUGAGGUCUUGGUUAGAUCUAUUUAUUUGGCAAUGAUAACUCAUGAAAAAAUAUACUGUAAAAUUAAAA